AUGAAUUGUUCUAAAAACCAAUCAUAUGCGUUGAUUCAAAACGACUUGAGAGAAUACGAGAUUCAGAUUGCAGGUAAAAAAGUGUCGAUAUCGGAGCCUCUAGACAUGGUGGACGCUGUGAAGGAAGCUCUAAAGGAAAAGAAGUCUAUUGAAGGAGCUCCUACUGAAGAGGAAGUGGUUGAGGAAUCUAAGAGAAGCAAGGCGUAG
Molecule: messenger RNA, 207 nt
Organism: Spodoptera exigua (beet armyworm)
Lineage: Eukaryota; Metazoa; Arthropoda; Insecta; Lepidoptera; Noctuidae
Source: the annotation of a GenBank genome assembly